ACUUGGUGGGCGGUCCACAUGCGAGAGAGAGCCUCAGUCACAACGAGAAUAUCAGCCACUCUAGCGAUCGGCUGCCGACGGAUAAAGGCUAGGCUACCACGGAACAUUGUGCAGAAUAGGCAUUAGGUUACAGUCUCAACCCCCACUUAAUGCAGUGACCACUUCAUAAUUCGAUGCCUUCGAACUCUCCGGCAGAGAGGACGAAGAAACGUUUGCUAUUCCUACGAAGAAUUUGAGCGUUUAGUCAUGAUGUUGGAGAACGGCGGAAAGAUACUGAAAGAGGGUCUUCUGGAGAAGCGGAGCGAUGGCUUGCUGCAGCUGUGGAAGAAAAAGCAUUGCGUCCUAACAGAGGAUGGGGUUCUGCUUCUCCCGCCGAAGCAGCACGACCAUCCGCAUCAUCAGCACCACGGCGGCGGAGAUACCGGCAAAAUCAAGGAGCUGCACUUUGCCAACAUGAAAACAGUGGACUGCGUCGAAAGGAAAGGAAAAUAUAUCUACUUCACAGUUGUCAUGAUGGAGGGCAAGGAGAUAGAUUUCAGGUGUCCACAGGACGAAGGCUGGAAUGCCGAGAUAACUUUGCAAAUGGUGCAAUACAAGAACAGGCAGGCGAUACUGGCCGUGAAGUCGACGAGACAGAAACAGCAGCUGCUUGUAGUUCAGCUACCGGGACAAAAAAUGGUUCGGAGCUCGCCAAACGUUGCGUGACCUGCGCCUUGGACAUUCGACAUU
Messenger RNA from Hypomesus transpacificus, 729 nucleotides. RefSeq names its product pleckstrin homology-like domain, family A, member 1 (gene phlda1). The coding region runs from base 247 to 705 and encodes 152 amino acids. The transcript has a single exon. The record is from RefSeq and is a predicted model, not a curated record. NCBI's taxonomy places the organism in Eukaryota, Metazoa, Chordata, Actinopteri, Osmeriformes, Osmeridae. Gene Ontology annotation, molecular function: phosphatidylinositol phosphate binding. Gene Ontology annotation, biological process: positive regulation of apoptotic process.